AUAAUUUUUUACUCUCAAUUAUUCAUUAGAAGCAUUGAUGAAUCGUUGGUUUUGCAGGUAACUGAAUUUUCGUGUGGUGGGAUUUCAUUGGGUCUUAGCUGGGCACAUGUAUUAGGGGGCCCACUUUCAGCAUCAGAAUUAAUCAACACAUGGAGCCAAAUCUUGAAUAAUUUAAACUUAAAAAUCCCCUUCAACAUUCCAAGAUCCGCCCCAACACCCAACAAACCGGGGCCCAAAUAUGAUCCGGGUACGGUUAAACGGGUUGACCCGGUUGGUGAUCAUUGGAUUUUAGCCAACAACAAAAAAAUGGACACACUCUCAUUUCACAUUACUAGCUCCCAUAUGAACAACUUGCAAACACAAAUUUGGGGUCCAAGUGUUGAACAAACCCCUCCAUUUGAAUCCCUAUGUGCAAUAAUUUGGCGAUGCAUCGCUCGUGUUCGAGAAGGAUCCGAACCCACUACCGUGACCGUUUGUCGAACCGACCCAUUAAGUAGUAGCAAUGAUAUAUUUGGUAAUGACCAAUUGAUAUGCAAGGUUGAGGCUAAAAGUGAGUGUUCAAUUAUUGACACUAAUUUAAGAGUAUUGGCUAGCAUGCUUGUUAAUCAAGGUGUUGAUGAGAGGGAUCAAAUUAAUGAAAUGGUAGAAAAAGAUCAAGGGGUGAUUGAUUAUUUUGUCUAUGGUGCCAAUUUGACAUUUCUUGACUUAGAAGAUAUCAAUUUGUAUGACUUAAAAUUGAAGGGACAUAAGCCAAAAUUUGUUUACUACACACUUCAAGGGGUGGGAGAUGAAGGAGUUAUUUUGGUCCUUCCUUGGUCAAAAGAUCCUAUCAUGAAUGGUAUUGAUGGGAAGUUUGUUACCAUUAUAAUGCCAGAAGAUGAAAUGGUGAAACUUAAAUCUGAGCUUAAGAUGAAUGGUGUUAUGUUGGAGGGUGAACUUUAAUGAAAGAUUGAGUAAUUGCAAGAAUAAAUAAGUUUGGCAUUAUUUGUUGGGUGUGUCUGUUGUUUUUCAUUUAUUUUUAUAAAAAAAAUAUUGUUCACUUUCUUUUAUUGUUAAUUUUUGUUUCACAAGGAGUUCACCUUCUUUUCUUUCGAUGGAUACUUGAGCAGAUAGCCAAAUUUAUGGAUAAACUUUUAUUGCAGAAA
Cicer arietinum (chickpea) is the source of this 1145-nucleotide messenger RNA. Its product is annotated as protein ECERIFERUM 26-like. The record is from RefSeq and is a predicted model, not a curated record. Gene Ontology annotation, molecular function: acyltransferase activity, transferring groups other than amino-acyl groups. NCBI's taxonomy places the organism in Eukaryota, Viridiplantae, Streptophyta, Magnoliopsida, Fabales, Fabaceae.